Messenger RNA from Ramularia collo-cygni, 2622 nucleotides. RefSeq names its product related to Protein SIP5. Gene Ontology annotation, cellular component: cytoplasm. Bases 1 to 2622 code for a protein of 873 amino acids. NCBI's taxonomy places the organism in Eukaryota, Fungi, Ascomycota, Dothideomycetes, Mycosphaerellales, Mycosphaerellaceae. The transcript has 2 exons. The record is from RefSeq and is a predicted model, not a curated record.
AUGGGGAACAGCUCUUCCAAGGAUGAGCGCCGACAGGCCAACGCCAACCACCAGACCCCAACACGCCAGUCAUCCGCACAACAGCAGCAAACAUCGGCCGAUCGACUCGCCGCCAGCAUCUAUGCCGUGAGGAACGCAAGUGCACGAGGAAGUCGGCAUGACAUCUCCUUCCUACACCUUGGCCGCGGUGAUCGAGAGCGAGAUGCAGAGACCACUGCGCCGGAGCGGCCGCGGGAAACGAAGCAGGAGCGCGAGGCGAGGAGAGCGGAGAGGGACCGUCUGGCACGUCUCAAGGAGCGGGAGCGGAGCAUGGCAGAGGAACACGUCGAUGGAGGCUAUCUCGUCACCGUCGGCACAUAUACCGGCCCCGAGGAUUUCAACAAGGCAAUUGUGCGGCAGCUCAUGAUUGAGAGGCGACUGGCGCCGUUUUGGAAGGGAUUGGAUGAUCACAGCGAUUCGUGGACAGAAGCACAGCUGUUUGCCGCAGCUCGAGGUCUACCUAUACCAGCGCCAGAUGAGGUGCCUCCGGAAAUGGCGCGCACCAUCUCCCAGGCUUCCGCAGACCCUCCCACGAUGGAAACAAACAUCAACACUCUGACUGUACCCAUCACCUCUCGCUCACAGUCAUACCAGUCAGAUCGGUCGGCGUCCCUAUCUGCAUCCCAUCCGGCCUUUUCAAACACCCCCGGUUUGUCGCCACCCUCGACUCCCUCCGCAUCAAACCUCUUCCGGGGUCGUGCAAAGACUCUUGCCUCAUUUGCCAGUGGUAAGAGCCAGUCGGCGGACGCCCCACCCCAGGAGAUCCGUCUGCCCAACGACAAUCGCGUCAACGGUCAGCAGUUGGAAGUCUACCUCUACAAGGAUCCCGUCGAGUGUCCCAUCUGCUUUCUCUACUAUCCUCCUUAUUUGAACAAAACGAGGUGCUGCGAUCAAUACAUCUGCUCCGAGUGCUUUGUACAGAUUAAGCGCCCUGAUCCACAUGCGCCAGAGCAUGAGCAGCCUGGCCAGGAGCGUCCACCAGAAGAAGAAGCUGAAUUGCUGGUCUCUGAGAUCGCCUCCUGUCCAUUCUGUGUCACGCCCGAGUUCGGCGUGACAUAUGACCCGCCACACUUUCGGAGAGGCCUCGCAUAUGCACAUCAACAAUCCAAUGCGCUACAAAACCCAACUUCUGCAAUGUCUUCCUCAUCCUCUCUCACAUCUGGUGUUCCCGCAGGAGGACGUCGGCGAGCAACUUCGGUGUCUGCCAACGCUUCGAAUGUUGUCACAACAGAUCGCGUGCGCCCAGACUGGGCAAAGAAGUUGGCGGACGCAAGAGCCAAUGCGCUUCGCAGAUCCGCGGCCGCCACUGCUCUCCACAACGCCGCAUAUGUGCUUGGGAAUCAGGGCGAUCGACAAACGCGCAGUGGUAUAAUCGGCCGACGGCGGAGAACUUUGAUGUUUGACAGUCCUGGCGCUAGUGGCGUCUCGACACCGAGAGAAGGUGAUGGCAACGCCGGCGAAGUCAACGGCAAUGAUCUUGCUGGUGGACGCAGUAGUUCACGCAGGAAUCGUGUCGAGGAUCUCGAAGAUUUGAUGAUGAUGGAGGCGAUCCGAUUGUCCCUCGAAGCGGAAGAAGAACGCAAACGAAGGGAGGAGAAGGAGGCGCAGAAAGAAGCAAAGAAAAAGGCCAAGUCUGACAAGAAGGAAGAAAAGAAGGCGGAGAAACUUGAGCGGAAGCGUGGCGGUAGUGCAUCUCUUCAUCAUGCCCCGACAAACGACAGCAGCAGCAGUACAUGGGCAAGCACAAGUAUGGCGCGCUCUACCAGCAACCUCGGCGCGCAACCGUCCAUACGCGAGGAAGAAGACCGCACCCAAGGCAAGGGUAAACAGCCGGCGCAAGACUUUGCUGGCUUCAACCCCCUCACUGAGCCAACUUCAACGCUCARCAGGGGCCCGAGUGAGAACAAGUCAGCCUCCCCACUGUCAUCGCCGGCGACGGCCUCUUCUAGAAAUGAGGACUCACAAAGGCAUCUAGAAACGUCACGCGCGAAUCUCCCGCCCACGUCAACGAUCAUCUCGGACUCGGCGAUUGGCCCUAAUCCGCCUUCAACACUUGCACGACAACUAUCCAACUUGUCGAGUGUGUCACAGGUAUCAUCGGCAGCCUCGUCUUCGAUGGGUUCGACGGCAGGCGCGGAGUCGAAUGCAACACCGAAUCGUGGCGGUAGCAUGGAUGCCGCGCCACAUGACACAAACGGUGGCAAUGGUGCUGAGAGCAUGUUCAACUUUGGCUCAUUGGCAGCCAUGGUCGACCACGACAAAAGCCGGAAUGGGGAGCACAUUGAGCGAAUCGAGACUGCCAUCCCUCCGCCCGAGCUGGACAUGCAGCUAAAGGAGCCCAGUCCRGUCGUUUCACAGCACUACAUAACCGCAAUUGAUGGGAGCCGAUCCCGAGGGGAUACCGGCGAAUCCAGCACUUCAGCUCCUCCAAUGUAUGCUGAGCACCCUCCUUUGACGGGACUCGGCACGAUUGGGGAUGAGGAUAUGAUUACCCCAGCACCGAGGAGCGAGUCGGUACAUAUUCCAGACUCUAAGGAAAUUGGGAAUAUGAGUAUCUUGGGUCAAUCACAGAUUGAUACAUGA